AUGGAAGAUCACUUAUAUUUUGAUGCAGUAGAAAAACUUCUUGAAAAUAAAAAUCCUAACAUAAAUAUUAAUGGAAAUAUUAUAAAUGAGAUAAAUGAAAAUAAAGAUAUAAAUAAUAUAGUAAAUAAUCAAUAUCACAAUGAAAAAAUAGAAAAUGAUGAAAAUAACUAUGAAAAUAGUACUCGCGAAGAUGAAACAUAUAUUUUAAAAAAUAACUCUAAUAAAAAAUACAUAAACGAAAAAAAAAAAAAAAAUAAGGAAGAAAAAAUAAAAGUUAGUGAUGAUAAUAAGAAAGAAAAUGAAAAAAAAAAAAUGAAAAAGAAAAUGGAAGAGAAAACAUUGCAAAAUAUAUCAUCUGAAUCAUUUAAAAACAAUGACAAUAAAAUAGAAGACAACAUAAUGAUAAAUAAAUUAAAUGAAAAAAAUGAGGUAUAUGAAAUUAAUAGUUCUAGCGAAUCCAAUAACGAAAGUGUAGUAUAUAUUAAAAAAAAUAUUGAUAAAAAUAUUGACGUAAGUAUUGAAAAGUAUGAUUCUCUUGAAAAUAGAAUUCAUAAGUUAGAUGAAAGAAAAAGUGAAAUUAAAGAAAAAAUUGAUAAAUCACAAAAAAAAUCAAAAAAAAAUUAUAAGAACAGUGAUGAUGAAGAUAAUAAAAUAAUGGAUCCAGAAAAUAGCAAUUUAUCAAAUGAAGAAAAAAGAGAGCAUACUAAUAAAAAUGAAAAAUGGAAAUAUGAUAAAGAUUUACAUCAAUCUUCAGGUUCAAAAGGGAAUGAAAAAAUGAAAGAUCAUAAAGAAGAGGAAAAAGAGGAAGAGGAAGAGGAAGAGGAAGAGGAGGAGGAGGAGGAGGAGGAGGAGGAGGAAGAGGAAGAUAAAAAUAAGAAAGAAAAAGGGGAAAAAAAAAAGAAAAAAAGAAAGAAAAAAAGUUACUCUAGUGAUGAACGAAGUUCAUCAAGUCAAGUAUAUAGUGACAAUGAUGAUAGUUUUUCUGAAGAAAGAAAUAAAAGAAAAAGAAAAAGCAAGAAUGGUACAUAUUAUGAAAAAAAAAUGGUAGAGGAGUACUCUUCUUCAAGCGAAUAUAGUUCAAGUAGUCAUGAGGAUAGUCAUAACAAAAGAAAAAGAUCAUACUCUAGUAGCAAAAGUUAUUUUAGUGAUGAUGACCAUUAUUGUAGAUCAAGGAGUAGCAAAAGAAGAAAAUAUAAUAAACACGAUAAAUUAAAAAGGAGAGACAGAGAAAGAGAAAGAAGAAGGGAAAGAGAAAGAGAAAAAGAGAAAGAAAAAAUAAAAAGAGAAAGAAUAAGAGAAAGAAUAAGAAGAGAAAGGGAAAGGGAGAGAGAAAGGUUAAGAAGAGAAAGAGAAAGAGAGAGAGAAAGGGAAAUGGAAAGAGAAAAAGAAAGAAUGUUAAGAGAAAAAAAAAGAGAAGAAAGAAGAUUAAAAGAAGAAAUGGAAGAAGCUAAAAGAGAUGAUUUAACUGUUUUAGUAUUAAACUUAAGUUUAAAAGCAGAUGAAAGAGAUAUAUAUGAAUUUUUUUCAGAAGUAGCGGGAAAAGUAAGAGAUAUUCAAUGUAUAAAAGAUCAAAGAUCAGGAAAAUCAAAAGGAGUAGCAUAUGUAGAAUUUUACACUCAAGAAUCUGUUAUAAAAGCCUUAGCAGCCAAUGGAUAUAUGCUAAAAAAUAAACCAAUAAAAAUACAAUCAUCACAAGCAGAAAAAAAUAGAGCAGCAAAAGCUGCAAAACAUCAACCAAUUGAUCCAAAUGAUAUUCCAUUAAAAUUAUAUAUAGGAGGUUUAUUAGGGCCUCUAAGUAAUAUAUCUGAGCAAGAAUUAAAACAAUUAUUUAACCCGUUUGGAGAAAUUUUAGAUGUAGAAAUUCAUAGAGAUCCUUACACAGGUAAGUCAAAAGGUUUUGGAUUUAUUCAAUUUCACAAAGCCUCAGAAGCUAUUGAAGCAAUGACAGUUAUGAAUGGAAUGGAAGUAGCAGGUAGAGAAAUCAAAGUUGGCUAUGCUCAAGAUUCAAAAUACCUUUUAGCUUGUGAUAAUACACAGGAAAAUCUUUUACAAAAACACCAAAUGAUAAAAAAAGUAAAAAAUGAAGACAUUGAACUAGAUAAUGAAAAAAUAGAUAAUGAUGACGAUGAUGGCGGGGGAUUAAUAGCAGGAGCUGGAAGUAAAAUAGCUUUAAUGCAAAAGUUACAAAGAGAUAACAUAAUUGACAAUAAUAUACCUAAUAAGUAUGGCCCAGGACCAAAUGCACUAAUAAAUAAAAAUUCGUUAGCACCAAUUAACCCAUUAAGUAAUGUUACACCUAAUUUGGUGUUAAGUAAUAUGUUUUCACCAAAUGAUAAUAAUAUAGGAAGUGAUCCUGAUUUUUUUAAUGAUAUAAUUGAAGAUGUUAAAGAAGAAUGUAAAAAAUAUGGAACCAUUGUUAAAAUAUGGUUAGACACAAAAAAUAUUGAUGGAAAGAUUUAUAUUAAAUAUUCUAAUCAAGAAGAGUCAUUAAAAGCAUUUCAAUUUUUAAAUGGAAGAUAUUUUGGAGGUUCAUUAAUAAAUGCUUACUUUAUUACAAAUAGUAUAUGGGAUACAACUUGCCUUUAA
Plasmodium relictum is the source of this 2586-nucleotide messenger RNA. It is a transcript of the gene SF1, whose product is annotated as splicing factor 1, putative. Lineage: Eukaryota; Apicomplexa; Aconoidasida; Haemosporida; Plasmodiidae. The record is from RefSeq and is a predicted model, not a curated record. Bases 1 to 2586 code for a protein of 861 amino acids. Gene Ontology annotation, molecular function: RNA binding. Gene Ontology annotation, biological process: mRNA processing. The transcript is spliced from 2 exons. Gene Ontology annotation, cellular component: nucleus.